Ceraceosorus bombacis is the source of this 1779-nucleotide messenger RNA. The record is from the annotation of a GenBank genome assembly. NCBI's taxonomy places the organism in Eukaryota, Fungi, Basidiomycota, Exobasidiomycetes, Ceraceosorales, Ceraceosoraceae.
AUGGCCAAAGACGCCGCCGCUCCUCGCCGGGCGACGGCUGCUCGUUCGUCCCGAAAUGGCUUUGUCAACUCCUCCACAACAUCACAGCGAAGAACUAAAGCUGUUCAAGCUGCCAGCAAGCGCUCAAUUGGUACCCCUUCCUCGAGUAGCGAAAGCGAGCUCUCUUACAAUUCCCGGGACAACGAGGACGAUUAUGGUCAAUCGCGCUCGGAAGCAUCUGCUGGUCCUUUUGUGGCCUCAAGCCCAUUGAUCACCCGCACGGUGAAGUUGCGUCCUGCACGAACGCGAGAGAGCGAGCAAGUCACCCAAUCGUCUCCCAUUACCUACGCCUCCUCGUUCAGACAGCCAUCUGCUCCUGUCCGACGCGGUUACGGCAAGGGCAUGACGACUGGUAUUCGUCGAUUUAGGGCGCUGGGGGCAUCAGUCGGCAGCGACUUUGGCCUCCCGUCGAGAGUCUGGGAUCCGAGUCCAGAGCGCGAGGUGGCGCCUAUGACUCAGACGUACGACGACAGCGAUUUGAGCGAAGUUGACGAACCAGCACCGAUGGGCUCAGCAGGGCAGGACUCGUCGGGUGAGACUGGCAGAGUGUUGCAGGACGACGAGGACGACGACGAAAAAGAGAGAGCCGUGGAGUGGACGCGAAGCAGCGAAUCUGCGUCUGAGGCGCACGCCCAUUCGCCCUUCUCCGAGUCGUCUCGGGGCUCCCCUUCCAUCUUCGACUCGGCAAGCCGCAUUGCUCUAGGCUCCGAGUCUGCUCUUACUCCUUGCACGUCUCCACUGCUCAACGAUACCGCCAUCACAGACAUUCCAAAGCUCCCUGCCAAGGUCCUAGGUCGCCUCAGUCCUUCGACAUUGCGUCUGCUUCGAGCAGCCGCUGAUGGCAAGGAUGUAACGUCUCUCAACGACGAAGAGCUUAUCAUUGAGGAAGCUCUUGCGCCUUGGUCGUACAACUCGGACCAGCAGCAACCCCUGAGCUCUUCGCCUUGCUCCGUCUCAAGAAGGACUGCAGCACGCGUACCUCGCAGCCUUCGUGAGUCUGGGGUAGCUGGCCCGCGGGGCCAAACCUUCAGCGAUGGAUCAAGCUCGUCCAGCAGCUCCACCAGUCGUGCUCUGCUCAAUCGUGGUUUGCAAGGCUCCGCCACUCCACCGAGCCAAAGAAGCUUGCCAGCCUUGCCCGCCAGGCCAGCCAGUGCCAUGAAACCUACUCCCAAGUCAGACUACUCUUCCGGACGAGAACCCUUUGUGAGACUGGACUUGACGGCAGAAAGACUGCCAGCAAAGCAAGCGAUCCGCUUCUCGGUCCCCAAAAGCACCUCUGGAGGUAUCGGGGCGGAGGACGAUGAUGACGAACCCUCUCCCUUUGAGGCAUCAGAACAUGCGGACAUCCUCACUGCCCCUGUCGCAUCUGGACGACGCGAGGUGUCCAAGCCUUCGAAAGCUACGCGCUCGAGCCGCGGAAGGACGCUUAAGCGGACAGAGCCAGCUUCUCCAGUUCCGUUGAGCCUGCGCCAGGCAAAGAAGAAGCAGGCAAUCUCGGCAUCUCAGCCAGCACGAUCAAGGCGAGCAAGCGAGGCGAGCAACGUUUCGAGCAGCCCAUCAGCGGCGCGCCAGCACCAGAGCAAGCAUGUCAACAAGACCUACUCGCUGUCCACCAGACUCGGCUUGCCAAAGAAGAGCUUUUACGCGCGCAACAAGCGCGAAGAGACGAGUCCGACGCCCGAGGGACGAGUUCCGGAUCUGCAGUACAGCAGAGUGCCUGUUAGCAGCAAGGUCCGCUGA